GAGCGCGCGCACGCGACCACGGCGGCGCGAGGCGGAAGCAGCCGCCGCCGCUGCCUCCUUCCCGCGCAGCGCAGCGCGCGGUUCGGUUGAAUUCUCGCGCCACGCCACGCCACGCCUCACCUCACCACCACCAGGCACCAGCGACCAGCAGCUAUAAGAGGAGGGAGACCAAGGACAAGCAAACCCGUGUGUCCGGGUCAGAGUUUCUUGAGAGUAAAAAAUGGCAGAGGGGGAGGGAGAGGGCGGGGAGAAGAAGAGUCAGCGUCGGCGGCUGAGGGCGGCGUGCCUGCCGCGCCCCGGGUGCUUCACGGUGUCCGCCGCCGACGAGGGGCCGUCGGGCUCCGGCGGCGGAGGAGGGGGGAGUAGGCCGGCGCCGACGCAUCUGGUCGUGACGGUCAAUGGGAUCGUCGGCAGUGCAGAAAAUUGGCGUUACGCAGCAAAACAUUUCAUCAAAAAACAUCCUGAGGAUGUGGUUGUUCACUGCAGUGGAUGCAACGGGGCAGUUCGAACUUUCGAUGGAGUUGAUGUGAUGGGAACAAGAUUAGCAGAGGAGGUGCUCUCACUUGUUCAGCGUAGACCAGAGCUUCAAAAGAUCUCCUUUGUUGCCCAUUCAUUGGGUGGAUUAAUUGCAAGAUAUGCUAUUGCAUUGCUAUAUAAGAGUGCUACAGAAAUAGAUUCUCAUGAAGAGCAUGAGAAGCAAAUCACUGAUGUUUCCAGCAACCAACUUAUUGAUCGAGGCAAAAUUGCUGGUUUGGAGCCUAUUAAUUUCAUAACUUUUGCAACACCACACCUUGGAACAAGAUCACAUAAGCAGAUACCCCUUCUCCGUGGUUCCUAUAAACUGGAAAAGAUGGCAUAUCGCAUAUCAUGGAUUGCUGGGAGAAGCGGAAAACAUCUUUUCCUAAAGGACAUUGAAGAUGGGAAACCACCACUCCUUCUCCAAAUGGUUACUGAUUACGGUGAUCUCCAUUUCAUGUCGGCUCUGCGUUCUUUCAAACGUCGUGUUGCUUACUCAAACAUCUGUAACGAUUUCAUUGUUGGCUGGAGAACAUCAUCAAUACGCCAUCAACAUGAACUUCCCAAGCCCCAAAAUUUUAUAAAUCAUGUUAAAUAUCCACAUGUUGUAUAUGUGGAAAAGCCGAAGGUUCAGGAUACUGAUUUUUCAGAUUCAAUGAUAUAUCAGGCGAAAAAUACAAGUGAAAUGGAAGAACUGAUGCUCAAAGGUCUGAACAGAAUUCCAUGGGAAAGGGUAGAUGUUAGCUUCAAGAAAAGUAGACAAAGGAUUUUUGCUCAUAGCACCAUUCAGGUCAAGACCUAUUUCUUCAACUCUGAUGGGGCUGAUGUGAUUUUUCACAUGAUCGACCAUUUUCUUUAUUAACAUUGGUCGGGAUGGGAGGGUGGCGGUAACGAGGAAGCUCCCCCACUUUGUUUUUAUCCCAUCUGGAGUUUACUUUCACUUUGACACGAAAAAAUGUGAAGAAAUGUUUUUUUCAGGAUAACUAGAAUUGUUACCGGAAGAAGUACAGUAGAUCCCCAUAGUAAAGAUAGGUGUUGGAUGUAGUGGAGUAUGUGUCUUGUAAACUUUGGGUCUCCGAGGUUGGUUUUUUUUUUCCUUCUCUCUGUCUCUUCCGGGCUUCAGUGGCUCAGUGACAGUGUACAUGCAUGUAAUGGACCACAUUCUGCUGCUCUAAUAAUAAAAUCUACUGUGUGUUGCAUCUCGAACAGACAACACAUAAGCGAGAAUUACGGCUA
Messenger RNA from Oryza sativa Japonica Group (Japanese rice), 1752 nucleotides. NCBI's taxonomy places the organism in Eukaryota, Viridiplantae, Streptophyta, Magnoliopsida, Poales, Poaceae. The record is from RefSeq and is a predicted model, not a curated record.